UCCUCAUUUUGAAACACCAUUAGAGAUGCUUUAACACUGUACUGUCCUCGUUGGUGCACGUUAGCAUAACUCCAAACUGCAUUAUCAUUGGCCGUUAUGCGUUCAACAAAGGCUUAGGGUUCCGGACUCAGCGGAGGCGUCGCCACCGGAGAAAGUCGGAUCUUCUAAUUUGCAGAUCAGAUGGGCGAAGAAGACACCGCGGAAUUGGAUCAGAACAGUUAUAAUGGUGGCGAAGAUUCUUCCAAAGUGCUUACAUUGCCCACCGUAUUAACCCUCGGCCGUGUCGCCGCCGUUCCGAUCCUCGUCGCGACCUUCUACGUUGAUUGCUGGUGGGGGAGAACUGCCACAACGAGUAUCUUCAUUGCAGCUGCCAUUACAGAUUGGCUUGACGGGUACAUUGCGAGAAAGAUGAGAUUAGGCUCUGCGUUUGGUGCUUUUUUGGAUCCAGUUGCAGAUAAGCUUAUGGUAGCAGCAACGUUGAUACUGCUGUGCACUAAACCUAUGGACGCUGUUGUUUUUGGACCAGUUCCUUGGUUAGUGACUGUACCUUCCAUUGCUAUCAUUGGUAGAGAGAUUACUAUGUCGGCAGUAAGAGAGUGGGCUGCAUCUCAGAACGGCAAGCUUUCGAAGGCUGUUGCUGUAAAUAGCUUGGGAAAGUGGAAAACUGCAACGCAGAUGAUAGCGCUGACCAUACUGCUUGCAAGCCGGGAUAGCAGUUUUGAGAGGCUAUUACCGCCUGGUAUUGGGUUGCUCUAUGUAUCUGCAGGUCUCUCUAUAUGGUCUUUAGUUGUUUAUAUGAGACAGAUUGUGAGAGUACUGCUAAAGAAGAAGUAGCGAGAUUGCUUUUCUGGCUUUUGCGUUCAGUAUAUACACAUAGAAUGGAAGACUCGCCCAUCAGCAUUUACAUCUCUUCUUGAAGAAAGCACUAUAAGACUCUUAUGAUGCUUUAGUUCUGUUUUCAACUUUGGGUACUGCGAUCAUACUCAGCUUGGUUUGGUUUUGUAUAAUCUCUCUGAAUCACGUUGCUCCUUGCUCGCUGCACACUGAUUUUUACUGAAGCAGGCAGCACGAAUUUUUUGGACAAUGAAGGAGAAAGCAAGCAGGUGCAGUUUCAUUCUAGUUGGAGACUUGCUUGGGCUCAUGAACUCUUGAGAUAAUGAAAUAGAACAGUUGUUGCAUGUGUUAUGUAGAUUCUUUUUCAAUCUUUUCCUGAUACAAUAUAAACAUAUAUAAAAACAAAUCUUUGAUAUAA
Brassica napus (rape) is the source of this 1252-nucleotide messenger RNA. RefSeq names its product CDP-diacylglycerol--glycerol-3-phosphate 3-phosphatidyltransferase 2. Lineage: Eukaryota; Viridiplantae; Streptophyta; Magnoliopsida; Brassicales; Brassicaceae. Gene Ontology annotation, molecular function: CDP-diacylglycerol-glycerol-3-phosphate 3-phosphatidyltransferase activity. Gene Ontology annotation, cellular component: chloroplast envelope; membrane. Bases 181 to 834 code for a protein of 217 amino acids. Gene Ontology annotation, biological process: glycerophospholipid biosynthetic process. The transcript has 6 exons. The record is from RefSeq and is a predicted model, not a curated record.